AUGUUUGGAAGAGUAACUCUUACAAGCGUUCUGCUUGUCGGUGCCCUGGCGGCGACCGUCAAUGCACAGUUUGGAAAUAUGUUUGAGCAGUUUAUGGGUGGUCAACAGCAACGACAGCAUCAUCAAGCUCCACAGAAUGUUCCUAGCGACUCAGCUUGGUAUCAACAAACAUACAGCAAUGCCCAUUGCAGCAAUUACCUCUGUCCAGGGACACUUUCAUGUGUGUCCGUUCCCCACCACUGCCCAUGUCAAUUCCCGGCUGUAGAGGAUAAAUUUGAGUUGGGCGAUGGAUCAGCAAUUUGCGUGUCGAAGGGCGGCUUCAAGGCGAAUGAGGCUGCGCGGAAAGUCGAGUUGGCAAGGAAAGGACUGUUAUAA
Pseudogymnoascus destructans is the source of this 375-nucleotide messenger RNA. RefSeq names its product Long chronological lifespan protein 2 (gene LCL2). The transcript is spliced from 3 exons. NCBI's taxonomy places the organism in Eukaryota, Fungi, Ascomycota, Leotiomycetes, Thelebolales, Thelebolaceae. The coding region runs from base 1 to 375 and encodes 124 amino acids. The record is from RefSeq and is a predicted model, not a curated record.